Messenger RNA from Aspergillus nomiae NRRL 13137, 570 nucleotides. RefSeq names its product GNAT family N-acetyltransferase. The coding region runs from base 1 to 570 and encodes 189 amino acids. The transcript has 3 exons. Gene Ontology annotation, molecular function: acyltransferase activity, transferring groups other than amino-acyl groups. The record is from RefSeq and is a predicted model, not a curated record. Lineage: Eukaryota; Fungi; Ascomycota; Eurotiomycetes; Eurotiales; Aspergillaceae.
AUGCCCCUAGAAAUCCACCCCGCCACAGCCGCGGACACCCCAACGCUGGCCACCCUCUUUUUCACAACCUUCUCCGACGCCUUCAACACGAAACUCUUCCCGCGCACACCCGACCUCCUGAAAGUAGUCGACACGGAGGCCGACGCGGCCAAGAACGAGCCUUCGAUUGUGGGGUUCGCGCUUUGGUCGCUCCCUGCCCCGGAGACCACGACUGGGGCGGAAAUAGAAGAGGAACUGGAGGAUGGGUUGAGUCCGCCGUGGCCGGAGAGCUGUGAUGGGGCGUUUUGUGAGAGGUUCUUUGGGAGGAAUCAUGAGCGCCAGGUGGAGGUUAUGGGGGAUAAGAGGUAUUAUUAUGUGGAUGUUCUAGGGACGCACCCCGCGGCAAGAAGAAGGGGUGUCGCGACGAUGCUUAUUAACUGGGGAUUGGAGAGAGCGAAGGAGGAAGGUCUGGAGGUGUAUUUGUCUGCUACGCAGGACGGAAGAUUUGUUUAUGAGAAGUUGGGAUUUGAGGCUCGGUCGACGGUGGAGGUGGAUGGGUAUGUACAGGAUUCGAUGGUUUGGGUUCCUUGA